UAUGUAUUAGUGAGGUAGAGGGACGCGCUGUUUGUUGGAGGACUUCUCGACUUGUAGUGGUCACACUGCCAGUUGAAUCAAUAGUGAAUAAUCGUAGCGAGCUCAACUAUCCUGCACCGUUCCUUUUCCAUGGCUGAAAUUAUCGUCGUAAACAGGGUGACUCCAUUCCAUUUCAACUUUGCGGUAUUGAUUUGCUGGUAUAUAUACAUAUCGAGAAUCUAAGCGAACCGACAACGGAACAAGGCAACUCGAAGGUGCCCUUGUCCGAGUCGACGGUUCUCGAAAAUCAACACUUGUUGCGUUUUGUCUCUCCCGCUAACAACUGAAACUUAGUGUUGGCUUGCGAAGCAAGUGAGUGCGGCGUGGCUACUAGGAGCCCUACUGAGAUCGGUGAAACAUCAGCCGUGUUCACUACAUACAGAGCUGUGCAAAAUCAAUGGGAAAAUACUCGUCUCGUUGAUAUGGGAAUGGACUGAUAAAAUGUAAAGUCUGUUUGCAUUUAGCUGUCUAUUUAAAACUGUUUUUCACGCAUAAUGCAGCCCGCUCAAAUGCCAUCUGACGAAUUGUUUGAAUCGGAAAGCUUGCACUAAGGGAUCAACAUGUGGCUUCACAUACGCAUGCGCAAAUGAUGCGAGUAAUUGAGGGGAAUGGAAAGAUGGCGGUGACAUAUAGCUUCAGUGCUUAUUUUGUAUAUUCAACAUGUGUGAUGUGCCGGCUAAGCUACAACAGAUAAAUAUAAGCCAAAUAAAAGCUGGCGGAUUCGAUGUGAACUCUGUUUGAAUUUAAGUAGGUAUGUCGCUAGUCAUUGAGUUCCCAUCCUUCGUCUGGACCAGCACCAGUUUGUAUAGAGUUUGUGAAGAAACGAAGAAGAAACGGGGAUACGUGUUACCGAGGGAAUUUAGUAGCAAAGGCGUAUCCGGAGGACCGGACCUCGACAUAGCCACAAGUUGUUUUGUUUGUUACCAAAAUAAGUGUUCGUCGUUAUUCCAGUUAUUUUCUGGGAAGGAAUAUAAAAUAAUUCCCACACCAGGAUUUCCAUUUGGAUAACUGGAUGAAUAUUUACGCCAGGUUCCGCGUCCACCUUUUAAUGCUUUUCUUAAAUUUUCAACCAUUUUUCUCAUCUUGUUCUGAACUAUGACAUUGUGUCAUGUGGCAGCCUCGCUAUAUGAAAAGCCGAGUUCAUCAUACAAAGAGGCCUGUCAUCUACGAAGCAUCGUUACAGCCUGUUUUCUUCUGCUGAUGGGUUUUGUUCACGGUUGUAAAAGUAUUCUACACUCGGGAACAAAAUUGCCCACCUACCCCUCAGCUAGCUCGUGUGAGUUCAGGUACGAUGGGGGGAGUACCGGUUCCCCCUACUCUAAUCGGUCCCAGUGCCUUUACCUUAAUUCUCAAUUCAGUGAAAAUAUUUGCAAUAUUAGUAAAACACUACGGAGACAGGAAUUAGGGAAAUACCAUUUGAAGUUUUGUUUCGAUUAUCCCGUGUACAAGGUGAUUCCAAACAAGGAUAUAUCCCAUGAAAUCGAGGAUACAGGCUGUUUAAAUUAUCUUCAGAAAAUUAUAUUUUUGGAUCUGGAGAUUGCAAAAAUGUACGAGGAAUUUAAGCAGAUAAUGUUUAAGUACGACUGCUACCAGACGAAGUAUUCCGUGAAAUGGACCUGUGAGCAUUGUGAGACUGCGUAUAGAAAGUGGCUAUGCUCAUUACAUAUAGACUACUAUCACCCGUGCUACUACGAUAGAGACACACCAGUCCCACCCUGUCCAGACACGUGUAUGGAGGUAGAGCGCAAGUGCCCAUUUUUUCGUCCAAAUACGUCCUACGCUCAAGCAGGAGACCCUAGCUUUAUAUGCAAAGAUCGUGAUAUAUACAAGGAAGAACCUUAUUCCAGUUGUUAUAGAGAGUGUCACCUCAGUUCAAAUGAAUGUGAAUUUCCGUGCAAAUCGGAGGAGACUACCACCUCCUCACCAUCAGCUAUCAUAAAUGAAUCUACCGAUUCCACCAAAAUGACACCACGAAGCAAUUCAAGUGAACGACUUGCGCUUCGACAGACAUCAACUAUUCUCAACGUUGUAUUAUAUGUUUUAAACCUGUGUGUGAUUAGGACUUUGUCUCAAUAUCUAUCUAUAGGUUGGACAUAGAUAGGAUUCUUGUAUAUAGUGUAUAUUAUUUCUAUGAGUAUAUAAUAUAACCAUAUUGCACUAUUACUAAUGUAUAUUAUGAAGGAACGAGAUAGUAUGCGUGGAAUAUUUUGCCAAUUGUUUAGUUAUGACACUGAAAUCGUUUCUAAAAAUGAAUUAUGCUAAUGCUAUGAGCAGCAGAAUUAUAGUUGAAUGACGUCAAUAUUGAUCCAAUAUGUUAAAUCAUUCUUUAUCACAUAAUUACUGCGUUAUUAAGUGAUUACACCCAUGUCAUACAGUUUGCGGUAUAUUUCAUAAAAUAAUAAUUGAAUGAUGUUAUAGACUUACAUAUUAUCUUACGACGUCACAAUGAAGAUAAUAGAUAAACAGUCAAGAAAGUGGAAUUUUAAAAUCAGGAAUCACAUAGAAGAAAAACGUGUUUUCGCAAUGUUCAUAAAAAGUCUUGAUUAUGUUAUUAAAAGUAAACUUAAAUUAGUUUCUAUUUCGAAGUAUAUUAUGAAAUAACAUAAGCAUGUAAUAUAUUUUUCAUUUUAGCUAAAAAAUUGAAAUAUAUUCUUCGAUUUGUUUCAUCAAUUUUAUAUCAAAUGGAAACUCGUGUAAAAUCCUAUAUUUCCGCUAAAUAAACACAGUACUUAUUCUGUGUAACGUAUCAGCACUUCCAUAUACAUUCAGGGAUCCACUUAUUUUAACCCAAUACGAUGCAUAUUUGAUGAUGUUUAAUUUAUUAGCUAUUUCUUAGAUAUCUAUGAUUUUACAAGUUUGAAUGCUUAUUUAUCCUAAGUUUCGUCUUUGUUGAUGGUUUGUUAGCUACUGUUGUAAAUCGCCUAUUCUGACCUAUAUAUAUGUUACUCUGCUGCUGUUUGUUUCAAUAGCAGGUUGUAACGUAUUUUUGCAUUUGUGGUUUGUGAGACUCAGAAGUGUACCAUAAACACUUUCAAGUUAUCAGUGAAGGAGUAGGGAAGGGGGUAUCAAGCGUUGUCCAUGGUUUUUUUCUUCAGGGUCCGAAGCACGCAAAUAGCAUCACAUGGAAUUUGUAAAUCAACAACAAAAUCACUAUGGUUAUAACAGACGAUGUAUAUUUUGAUUAUCGUGUUAUACUAUUUGUAAUACGGUGUAAACAUCUGAUGUGACCUUUUCAGUAUGGAUUGUCAUAUCUUUUAUAAAAAUCAUUCGGUUGUCAACAUUCAAAUAAUUAUUUUACGGGUUUUAUCGUACACACUUUACAGAAUAAAAGUAAAAAACGAUUCUGUUAUUUCGAUAACAAAAAGGUAACACAUAAUUAUGGUUUCUUUUCGUAAUAGAUUAUAAAUAAUCAAGUGCAUAUCCUGUUAAACGACAAUUUUGAUUAGCAAAUGGUUACGACCAUUCGAUCGUGUAAGUAUGCUAUUAGUACUUCACUUUUUCGCAUUUUACAACAAAAAUGUGCCAAAUUAUUCCCGGAGAUCGCACAACUAGUAUCGUUUAGCCUAUGUUUUAGCAUUUUUUGUUUAUCAGAUAUGUUAGGGUUGGAUAAGUAAAAAUAAUUUGCUUAACGUUCGUUUUUAUAAUAAGGGUAUACUAUUUUAGAUGUAUUAAUAUGAUUUGUUUUAUUUCAAUGUAAGUUCUCACAGUUAUUUGCAUAAACGUUUGCACAGAUUUUAUGUUUUAGCAUUAGCUCCUAAACACAUGUUUGAUGUAUUUCAUGUUGGUAUGCAUUCUACGUUUUAACGUUAAUUCUAUCAAAUAGAUUUGAUAUUUCCAGCUAUGUUUAUAUACAUAGAUAUAUUCUGUUUUAAGUUACCCGACUAUUUUACUAUAAAUAAUAUGUUUUAAAAUCGAUUCUCACUACUAGAUUGGAAAGUAUCAGAUACAUUCACCUGAGUUUAUGCUAGAGCAUCAGUUUUCACCACAAGAUGGUGACAUGCGUUAUAUAUCAAACAUCAUCUGUUUAUCGCAUGACCUAUGAAUGGUGUAAAUAUAAACGGGAGAAAUUAGAAAAAGGGGAACAAGAAAUGUCAGUUUUUAUCGUAUAGAUAAGUAUCAAGUGGAUCAAAGUGACGAUUACAAUUUGUGCAUGCUACAUUUACCUAACUUCAUUCUGGAUGAUAAAAGUUCACAUUUCUUUGAACAAAUUUAUAACAAAUUUUAUCUUGUACAAAUUGACACGCUUCAGCUUCAUUUAACUAAACGUUUUUAUUUAUUCACCUUUAUUUAUUUAUUUAUUAUGUUUUAGUUCGAGUUGUGUUUAAAUAUUUAUGUGAUAUAAAGCAUUGUAGAAUUACACGUUAACAUAUUUUAGGAUGUAGGUGCCAGCAUCCUCCGUUUCUCGCGUUCUGUUUACACGCAGUUAAUGCGUUGUUGAUAGUUUCGUUUUAACAAAUAAGCAAAAAACAUUAGCGUCAUAUUGUUCAAUAUUAUACGUAUUUAGCUCAAACAUCAGUACAUUGUUCCAUUGUAAAUAUCUAUACAUACAAUUAGAUUUAAAUGUAUAAUGAUAUCUUCCAAGUGGAUGUCGGCGAAUAAUAUCAAACCCAAGGUGGAUGUUCCACGUGAUGGAGUGUCUUGUGUGUGUAUGUAGUGUAUCAGUACAGAAGGUAAGUGAUGUGUUGUCUACGAAGAGACAAAGUAUGGCUGUGUGAACGUUCCGUCGCGAUGACAAAUGACUGGGAUGUUUUAAGGAAGGCGAUUUCUGAAUGAGUGGGCAUGCGUGGUUUUAUAUAAAUUUAAACUACAAAACAUCAUGUUAUUUAAUUCGAAUUGUGUGAUUGUAUAAUGGCAUGCAAGUGUGUAGUGGCGUUCGGAUUGCAAUAUAUUUAAUAUGUGUGUUUUGUUUGAAACUUAAAACUUUUAUAUACAGUCAAUGAAAACUGAAAGCCAGUCCAGUACAUGCAACAUGUGUGCUGUCUCUGCCUGUAUUAUUUUUAAGACUAUUGUCAUGUCAGAUCGUAGUCACAUUCAGAUGACGAUUCAUAGGAUUUGGAGUAUUUGUUUAUACAAUGGAGUUAGCUGUUAAUAGGAAUUAAUCAAAAUAUUGAUAUAUUAUGGAAAACGUGUAUAAUGAUAGAAUAUAUAUAUAACUAGGAUUCAAAAAGUUUGAAGGAAAAACUAAUGAAGCCCGAAAGGAACGAGUUAAAUAUUUCUUUUAAACACUUUUAAAUCCUGAGUUGUAUAUCUUACGAUUGUCAACCAUCGUGUACACAUAUAUUGAUUAUAUAUAUUCUACCACAUCAAAUGCAACUCAAUACAACUAACUAACAAGGCGACAUGAUCUAGAAAUGAAGGGUAGAGUUUGGAGUAGCGUCACCGUUGCUCUUUUGUCCAAUAAUAACCCAUAGUUAUUGACCGAUGAAAAACGCCCUUACAUCACCCACGUGGUAGAACGUUAGACAAAUAUUCCCAUUUGUUACGGAUUAGAAUAAUACCUCAAAGCACUGUUAAUCCAUUUUAUCACCUGGUUGACAAGAAUGUAUCGCAUACUGUUCCCAAAUAUAACUCCAUCCCCC
This is a messenger RNA of Mizuhopecten yessoensis (Yesso scallop), 5618 nucleotides long. Its product is annotated as transmembrane protein FAM155A-like. Gene Ontology annotation, molecular function: stretch-activated, monoatomic cation-selective, calcium channel activity. Gene Ontology annotation, biological process: calcium ion import across plasma membrane. Gene Ontology annotation, cellular component: plasma membrane. The transcript is spliced from 3 exons. Lineage: Eukaryota; Metazoa; Mollusca; Bivalvia; Pectinida; Pectinidae. Bases 1135 to 2136 code for a protein of 333 amino acids. The record is from RefSeq and is a predicted model, not a curated record.